AUGUCCGACGUUACCACCGCCAUCACUACGGCCUGUACGUACAAGGCCCGUGAUAGUGAUAACAUUGCGACCACCUCUGGUUCCGACAUUCGACCCGACGCCGGACCCCGAAAGCGACGACACUCUUUCUUCAUACCCAGAAGACGAUCCAUUGUCGGCCAUAUCAUGGAUGGCGAAGAGGGUCUUCUUCUCAAAGUCGACCUGUUCCUUUCGGAGCUCGAGCGCCGUCUCGACUUCAUUGAGAACUACGUUGACCUGAGCAAGGACUCGAGCAUAUCGCGCACCUUUUCCACCCUACAGGCUGUUCGCUCAAGAUGCUCCCAUGCUUCCGAGGAAGUCCUUGGUGCCGGACGGCGCCGUCUACACAUCAUGGUCGACACUCUUGAGACAAGGUACAAGGAGACCCUGGAAGCCGCAGAGUCACUGAAUGAAAAGGCUCACAUGGGUGUCGACUUGCUCGAGACGAUGCUUUCCGACUUUGAGACUCGCGCCUACAAGUUGCGCGAGCAAGGUUUCGCAAACGCCGCCAAUGCCGCCGAGGCCUUUAUGGAUGAGGGACGUCGAGUCGCAAAUGAGGGUAUUGAGCGCGCCAUCCAAGCCGCUUACUCUCUCGAGGAACAUAUUCAACAGGCUAUCGUCUUGGCCAAGGAAGGGCGCCUUAUUUCUUAUGACGACCUCCCCUCUCCUUGGCGAAACAACCCCCACAUCCACAAGGGCUAUCGCUUCACCGAGUCCAAACUUGAUUGUAUCCGUUCAGUCUUCACCCCAUCUAACGAAUUGUUCAACAUUUGGUCUCAUGCGCUCGGUCUUGUUUUGGUCCUGGCAAUUGCGCUCUACUUUUAUCCUAAUACUGUCAAUUUUACUCUCAGCAGCAAGUCCGAUGUGUUUGUCGCUGGUGUCUUUUUCGUCAUGGCUUGCCUGACACUUGUCUGCUCGACAAUCUGGCACACCAUGAACGCUGUCGCAGAUGUGGACGCUAUCUCAAUUUUCGCUUGCGUCGACUAUACCGGCAUUUCUCUGUUGAUUGCCGCCUCAAUCAUGACGACUGAGUACACUGCCUUUUAUUGCGAUCCUGUCAGCCGUUAUAUCUACAUGGGCUUGACGGCGUUCCUAGGAAUUGGUGGCGUCAUUCUCCCUUGGCAUCCUCGGUUUAAUGGUGCCGAUAUGGCAUGGGUUCGUGUCGCCUUUUACGUUGGUCUUGCCUUGACUGGAUUCCUUCCUAUGGUGCAGCUCGGAUGGACUCACGGCCUCGAUUUUGUUUACGAUUUCUACUCGCCCAUCUCCAAGUCUAUGCUCGUCUAUCUCUCGGGUGCCUUUGUUUACGCUAGCAAGAUCCCUGAAAGAUGGUAUCCCGGUUGCUUUGACUACAUUGGUGGAAGCCACAACCUGUGGCAUGCUGCUGUUCUCGGAGGCAUCUUGUUCCACUAUUCAGCCAUGCAAGCCUUCUUUGCCAACGCUUUCCACCGAGCUGAGGGUGGCUGCCCAUCUUACUAA
Molecule: messenger RNA, 1494 nt
Organism: Fusarium pseudograminearum CS3096
Lineage: Eukaryota; Fungi; Ascomycota; Sordariomycetes; Hypocreales; Nectriaceae
Exons: 1
Coding region: 1-1494 (497 amino acids)
Cellular component (GO): membrane
Molecular function (GO): signaling receptor activity
Source: RefSeq, a predicted model, not a curated record